GCGAGGAGGCGCCGCCAUCUUGGGCCGCUGGGUCUUCGCACCGGUCGCUGGCUCCCCGAGGUGGGUCGGGUCGCGCCGCCUGCGGUCGCGGGCCUCGCCUCCUCUCGCGCUCCGCUGCGGCCCCACGAUGCCGCAGUACCAGACCUGGGAGGAGUUCAGCCGCGCGGCCGAGAAACUCUAUCUCGCCGACCCUAUGAAGGCACGUGUGGUUCUCAAAUAUAGGCAUUCUGAUGGGAGUUUGUGUAUUAAAGUAACAGAUGAUUUAGUUUGUUUGGUGUAUAGAACAGACCAAGCCCAAGAUGUCAAGAAGAUUGAGAAAUUCCACAGUCAACUAAUGCGACUCAUGGUAGCCAAGGAAUCCCGCAGCGUUGCCAUGGAAACGGACUGAAUGGUUUGGAAGGAAGAUGACCCUUCUUUGGAAGUUUCUUUUGGAGCAUAACGAUUGUGUCGUUGAGGACCCACCACCGUCGGGUACGGUGAGUGGAAUUCUGUGCACAGCAACACGCCUGUCUGUGGGCGAGGCAUCUCAGCUGUGUCUCCAAGUGAUCAUGGAACCAAGUGUGCUUGACCUAAAACGUUGCGGCUUUAGCCUGCAGUUUUUACCAUAAAGGAUUCGUAGUAUCAUUCGCUUGUUGAGCAGAUAUUUGCUUUGAAUCCAGCUUUCAGUGCCCGAGAACAACCGCAGUUACUUCAAGCGCAUGGUCACUGCUGUACUGAGACCACCGUAUUCCAGAAGGCCUUGCCACACGUUUCCCGUCUAUGUUUUCUCAGAAGGGCUAACGAUGUGACCCAUGAAGUCUGCGGGUGUCUGCGCCACCGCUGCCCGUCUCUCCCUUCACCAGGAUGUUGUGUGACUGUCACGAUGUUAUGUUGUCCGCUGAACCAGAAGUAUGAGGUUAUUUGAUACUCAUCGUAUAAUUGUAACCCGAGUUUCACCACCUAAAUGUUCGCGUGUUGCUUCCUAUGUUAAAAUAUUUUUUGUUAGGAAUUUGUCGUGUUGAACAAAUUUUAACCUGGGAAAUUCCGUCAGCCAUAUGACUUUUUUCAUGUUUCUGAGAAGUCUAUGAAAUAUUAUAUGGA
Messenger RNA from Acinonyx jubatus (cheetah), 1080 nucleotides. It is a transcript of the gene SRP9, whose product is annotated as signal recognition particle 9. Gene Ontology annotation, biological process: SRP-dependent cotranslational protein targeting to membrane; negative regulation of translational elongation. Gene Ontology annotation, cellular component: signal recognition particle, endoplasmic reticulum targeting. Gene Ontology annotation, molecular function: 7S RNA binding. The record is from RefSeq and is a predicted model, not a curated record. The coding region runs from base 128 to 388 and encodes 86 amino acids. NCBI's taxonomy places the organism in Eukaryota, Metazoa, Chordata, Mammalia, Carnivora, Felidae. The transcript has 4 exons.